This is a messenger RNA of Wyeomyia smithii (pitcher-plant mosquito), 820 nucleotides long. RefSeq lists its product as uncharacterized. Gene Ontology annotation, biological process: cell wall macromolecule catabolic process; chitin catabolic process. NCBI's taxonomy places the organism in Eukaryota, Metazoa, Arthropoda, Insecta, Diptera, Culicidae. Bases 12 to 545 code for a protein of 177 amino acids. The transcript has a single exon. Gene Ontology annotation, molecular function: chitinase activity. The record is from RefSeq and is a predicted model, not a curated record.
UCUUAACCAUCAUGGUUAGUGGUGCGCAGUUAAACAGAAUUUUAUCCGAAUGUGGGUACGGCUCAGUCGGGAGUGAUGUGUCAUCGGAAGUCGUUGACCAAAUCAACAAUUCCGUUAGUAGCGACAAUGAGUCGGCGAUGUUCAUCGCUCAUCUGAUUCAUGAGAGUGGAGGAUUUCAGUACCGGGAGGAAGUCAAUGGGGCAGCUCAAGAAUACGAUCCGUACUAUGGCCGAGGAUACAUUCAGCUAACCUGGCGGUAUAACUAUGAGGCGGCGUCGAGGGACCUUUUCGGAAACGAUAAGCUAGUGGAAAACCCGAAUUUGGUGUCAAGUAGCGUGGAAAUGAGUAUGCUUGUAUCGGUUUGGUUCUGGGAGAAGAGAGUACGGCCACAAGCUGCAGCCUUUAGAAAUUUCUAUCUAACAACUAAAGCCAUAAACGGUGGAAUAGAAACGAAUUCCAGCCAUCCAUCUGCAAAAAAACGGUAUGGCUACUACCGUAAAGCUGCUAGCGUUUUGGGUGUAACCGACCUAGCAAUCGAGGGAUAAUCUACCUUGUAUGCGCAUCAGAUAUUGGAAAUAGGGGAACUGCUCCAUUAUUCAUCUCAUUAAGCCGAUAUUCAUGAAGAAUGCACGGAUUAAACACCAAAUUUUCACGAAAUCCAUGGAUUAGCAGAUUGGUUCAAGAAGAAAAAUGCUUUUUUUCCUGUUUCAAAUUAUGUUUACUUGUUGAAUGAGAUGGAUAUACGGGCUGAGAUGAAUAAUGGAGCAGUUCCCCUAUUUCCAAUAUCUGAUGAUCAUGAAUAAAGCGUGCUAUUGAGAAA